AUGGCGGAACAUCAAUUCAUGAAGUCACCAUUUGCCUACACUUCCGGUCGAUGGCUACAUCUUGACAACCUGCAGCGUGAAGCGCGGUACAUACAGUUCAAUUUUGACUGUCUGUGUGAGAAAGUCCUCUCUCUCUGUCCAUCUGCCACUUCAAUCCAAGCCUGUCAGAAACUGGAGGGUGGCUUCAACAGAGCAUUCAUCAUUACAACUGAUGAUGGGAGACGCGUUGUUGCAAAGUUUCCGACAUCUGUUGCUGGAUCAGCUAGAUUUGUCACAAACUCUGAAGUCGCAACAAUUACUUACUUGCAGCGUCAUCUCAAAAUACCAAUUCCAACCAUCCUGGACUGGUGUGAUGACCCGUCCAACCCCAUUGGCUCAGCUUACAUUAUAAUGGAACAUGCCGGCGGCAUUUCACUGUAUCAAAUGUGGCCAAAAAUGUCCUUUACCCAGAAAAUGAAUUGCAUUAGAUCAAUUUCCACAAAUAUUAUGAAGAUGUCUGAACUUAACUUUCCAGUAUAUGGCAGUCUUUAUUUUACUGAUGCAGUGUUUCUCGAAGCUGAUUUGAAGCAAAAGCUGGAUGGUGACUGCAAGUACUGCAUUGGGCCGAAUUGCAGAAACACAUACUGGGAUUGCAAUGUUGGAGAGCCCAGGAACUAUGCAUUUAAGGGGCCGAAUAGGGGGCCAUGGAGUGAUCUUCUCUCAUACUCUUCUGCUUUAAUUGAUGUCGGCAUUGCAAGAUUGCCCCCAGCUGAGAAUCUUGCUACUGAUCAGCAACCAUCUUAUCAGGGCUCCGUGGGCGAGCAUCUGGAACUUUUGAGCCUAGGUCAGGCCCUGUUUUCCAAAUUGACGCGACAUCCUCAGAUACAAUCUAAUGCAGCCCCAACUCUCUUCCAUUCUGAUCUACACAAGAGAAAUAUCUUUGUUUCUGAGGAUGAUCCCACUAUUGUGACAGGUUUCAUUGAUUGGCAAUCUACAAGUAUUGAGCCAGCAUUCUACUAUGCAGAUGAAGUACCUGAUUUCGCGAAGCCCCCUGUGAAUGAAACACCAGAGAGCAUUGAAAAGAGUCUCUGCAAUCAGGCUUUUGAAGAAAGGUUGGGACUUCUGGCUCCGCGGCUAGCGGCAGUGAGAAAGAUUGAUGAGACUCUCCUCCGGCCAUUCCGCUGCUGUCAUCGGACAUGGAAAGAUGGCGUGGUAUCAUUUACUCAUGAAUUGAUGCAGCUGAGGGAGCACUGGCAAGACCUUGGCUUUAAAGAAGACUGUCCUAUCCCUUCCUUGAGCUUUGAGGAAAUGCGCAUUUACCGGGAACGACUAGAUAUCUAUGACAAGAUGUUGGGUGUCAGACAGGAUAUUGUUGACAUGUUGGGAGUUGAGCAGCAUGGCUGGAUCCCUGAAGAUCGCUGGGAGGAAGUAAAGAAAACUCAUCAACGCAUAUAUAAGGCUGUUUUGGCAACCACGGAGAGUGAGAAGGACCGCCAAGAGAUAACGAGGAUGUGGCCGUUUGAUGUAGUUGAAGCAUGA
Molecule: messenger RNA, 1518 nt
Organism: Paracoccidioides lutzii Pb01
Exons: 4
Coding region: 1-1518 (505 amino acids)
Cellular component (GO): mitochondrion
Source: RefSeq, a predicted model, not a curated record